CGGUGGACGUGGUAUACUUGGACAGAGGGGUGGCGGUGGACGUGGUAUACUUGGACAGAGGGGUGGCGGUGGACGUGGUAUACUUGGACAGAGGGGGGGGCGGUGGACGUGGUAUACUUGGACAGAGGGGGUGGCGGUGGACGUGGUAUACUUGGACAGAGGGGGUGGCGGUGGACGUGGUAUACUUGGACAGAGGGGUGGCUGUGGACGUGGUAUACUUGGACAGAGGGGUGGCGGUGGACGUGGUAUACUUGGACAGAGGGGGGUGGCGGUGGACGUACGUGGUGGUAUACUUGGACAGAGGGGUGGCUGGCGGUGGACGUGGUAUACUUGGACAGAGGGGUGGCGGUGGACGUGGUAUACUUGGACAGAGGGGUGGCGGUGGACGUGGUAUACUUGGACAGAGGGGUGGCGGUGGACGUGGUAUACUUGGACACAAGAGUAGUGGUUAACUUGAUUCAUACUCUGAAUGGUCUGGGUGGGUCAGUG
Molecule: messenger RNA, 489 nt
Organism: Staurois parvus
Lineage: Eukaryota; Metazoa; Chordata; Amphibia; Anura; Ranidae
Source: the annotation of a GenBank genome assembly